CAGGAGAUAUUACUUUACAGGUAGGGCUGCCAGGCUCUGAAAUGGGCUCCCAAAUUGGCUCCCAUACUCUCUCCUACUUUGGGGGUCUUCAGGAGGACGCUGGACAGAGAUUUGACUGGGAUGAUAUGAUCCCGGCACCCGUUCGUGUCCAGGGCAGGGGGUCUGACCUGAUGAUCUAUUUAGGUCCCUUCUGACCCUAAGUACUAUAAUAGCAUGACUUACUUAUUUGUUCAUUUAUUCAUUUCUUCUUUUACGUUCAAGGUUUGGUGAACAAAUGGCCAUGGGGAACCACACAGAUGUCAGCUAUUUUGUUCUGACAGGUGUUUCCAGUGACCCAGAGCUCCAGCCUUUCCUGUUUGUGGUGUUUCUACUUAUAUACCUAGUAACUGUGGUGGGGAAUGGGGUGAUCAUGGUGGUAGUAAGGUCUGAUCCUCACCUUCACACCAUGAUGUAUACUUUCCUAUUCCAUUUAUCUUUCUUGGACAUAUGCUACUCUUCAAUCACUGUCCCAAAGAUGCUGAAUAAUUUCCUGGUAGAGAAAAAAAACAUUUCUCUCCAUGGCUGCCUUGCCCAGAUGAGCUUAAUUCUUCUGGUGUCCUGUGCAGAAAUUCUUAUCCUAUCAGCAAUGGCCUAUGAUCGAUAUACUGCCAUCUGUGACCCACUGCAUUAUGGGGGAACCAUGAAUAAACAAGUCUGUAUUAGACUAGUGGGUGGUGCAUGGUUGAUUAGCAUAUUGUAUUCAUUGACAAACACUGCUCCUGUGUUACAUUUACACUUCUGUGGGCCCAAUGAACUGAACAAUUUCAGUUGUGAGCUCCCAUCUCUACUAGAAGUGUCCUGCACAGAAACCUUCAUCAGUAAGAUGACAUUCUUCACUUUAGCUACGAUUGUAAGUUUAACCUCCUUCUCCAUCAUCCUUGUCUCUUAUAUCCUCAUCAUCUCUACCAUCUUCAGGAUACAAUUUGCUGUGGGUAGGGGUAAAGCCUUCUCUACCUGCAGCUCCCACCUCACUGUUGUUCUUCUUUAUUACGGGGCUGGAUUUGCCAGAUAUCUGAGACCCAGUUCAGGCUCUUUAGUGGUUCUUGACAGACUGUUCUCUGUCCAAUACAAUAUCUUAACUCCCAUGUUAAAUCCUGUCAUCUACAGCCUGAGAAACAGGGAAGUAAAGGCAGCUCUGGGGAACUUACUAGAGAAAAUGUAAGGCAUGUGAAUGUAUUUCAAAAUUUGGAAAAAAUUUUACGUGCUAAUGGGAACUGAGUGUUUCAAAUAUUCUGAUGUCAUGUAACUGUUCCACAUGGACAUUUAGUUUAUAAAUAAUUAAUUUCUCUCUUAACAGAAAGAGCAUUUGUACUAUCAUGCCUAUCCUCAAUCUAACCCUUUUUUAAAAGCAU
Messenger RNA from Alligator mississippiensis (American alligator), 1391 nucleotides. Its product is annotated as olfactory receptor 5AN6-like. The record is from RefSeq and is a predicted model, not a curated record. Gene Ontology annotation, biological process: G protein-coupled receptor signaling pathway. Bases 275 to 1201 code for a protein of 308 amino acids. Gene Ontology annotation, molecular function: G protein-coupled receptor activity; olfactory receptor activity. Gene Ontology annotation, cellular component: membrane. The transcript has a single exon. Lineage: Eukaryota; Metazoa; Chordata; Crocodylia; Alligatoridae.